AUGGAUCAGCAAGCAACGAAACGCAACCAGGAGCAAGUGGUGGUCCCGAGCGGGGUUGGGCGGGUGCGGGCAAGGCGACGCCUCACCAGGACGAUGAAGGCAAUCCGGCAGGGGCGGACUCUGAUGGCGACCGGGUCCCGCUCUCGGUCAGUGUUCGACACCCUACGGCUAUUCCGGCGCAGCUUCAUUUUCCAGACGAAGGAGUUCUUCGACAACUCGACGCUACACGGUGUACGGUACAUCGCCGAAGAGGGCCGGCCAUUCUUCGAGCGGUUCAUGUGGUUCUGCUUCGUCGCAUUUGGCUUCAUCGCAGCGGUCGUGAUCAUCUUCAGCCUGUGGGAGAAGUUCCAGACGAACCCGACCAUCACCGGGCUGGAUACGGACUUCCACAACCAGCAGGUGAUCUUCCCGACCGUGCUCGUCUGCCCAACGGCGCCGUAUGAUGAGGAGGCGGUGCAGCGGGAAGCCCAUCAGCACCUGGCCGGGUAUGAGCCAGGUGGUGAGGCGUUCGAGCCCUUCCUGAGGUUGCUGACGCAGCUGUCGUAUGACAGCAUCCGUGAGGUGGCGGCCAUGUUGAGUGACAUGCCUAGUACACCUGCGCUGCGGACGGCGAGCCUGCGUGAGCUGGUGUUCAAGGUGGCGGUGCGUUGUAACGACACAUUCGCUGCCUGCCGGUACAAGGACGAGGACAUCGAGUGCUGUGAGAUGUUCAAACCGAUGUACACCGAGCACGGGUUCUGCUAUGCGUUUAACGCUCGCUACACCAACAACUGGCGCGUUGAGAUCCUCAACACCGAGGUGUACGUGCUGUUCGAGACGGACAAGAAGUGGGCGCUGACGUUCGAGCCACUGCGUGAAAGCAACAUCUUCGUGCACUCGUACAACGAGAUCUCCGGCUGGGACUUCCAACCGCAGGUGAUGUGGGACGUCGACUCGAAGGUGGAGUUCCUCAUCUCAAUGAAGCAGACGUACACCACCGAGGACGCUCAGCAGCUCUCGAUCGGGCAGCGGAAGUGCAUCUUCCCGGAGGAGGAGAAGCUGCAGUACUACCAGGACGCGUACACCUUCUCCGGUUGCAUGAAGGAGUGCCGCAUCGCGAAGAGCCUCAAGUUCUGCAAGUGUGUCCCACCGUUCUACGCACCGGUACGUACGAUCCCGACCUGUACCGCUGGUAGCUUUCAGUGUCUGAGCGAGUACACCGACAAUAUCACCAGCAUCCAUAGCUGCCAGGGUUGCGAGCUCGGUUGCCUCAACACGGUGUAUGACAUCGAGAAGUACUCCAAGAUCAUGAAGACGGAAGAGGAGCAACAGGAGGCGCAGGUCACGAUCGAGUACCUAACCUGGCCGAUAAUUCGCUACAAGCGUGAGGUAUUGUUCGGCUGGGUAGACCUGCUGGUGUCAUUCGGUGGCAUCGCCGGGCUGUUCCUGGGCUUCAGCUUGCUGUCAGGUGUCGAGAUACUGUACUUCUUCACGAUGCGCGCGUUCUGCAUGCUGUACAAGAACCGAGACGAGCUGGAAGCGAUCGAAAAGGAGCAGGUCAUCAAGUCGAUGAGCCGCCACGAGCUGGGCCUUAGACCGAUCGCACCACCGCAGGUGACGCCACCCGACAAGCAGCAGGUGUUCGUGAAGCUGAUCACGAGCGAGUACAAGGCGGCCCAGUACCGCAGUGGAGAGGUUCCAGCCUACGCCGGUGUGAACCGGAACCGGUUGAAUCAGCUGCGGCACCAAGCGCAGAAGAAGCACGGCCUGUUUCAGCAGGGCCAUGUCAGCUACGCGAGCCAUACCAGGCACGCAGAGAAGAAGGCACUCCAGUAUGGCGAGACAGGAGGCUACAUCUACGACGGGUAUUUGCCGUAG
Messenger RNA from Anopheles nili, 1857 nucleotides. It is a transcript of the gene ppk23, whose product is annotated as sodium channel protein Nach. Bases 1 to 1857 code for a protein of 618 amino acids. Gene Ontology annotation, cellular component: membrane. The transcript has 3 exons. Gene Ontology annotation, molecular function: ligand-gated sodium channel activity. Gene Ontology annotation, biological process: sodium ion transmembrane transport. The record is from RefSeq and is a predicted model, not a curated record. NCBI's taxonomy places the organism in Eukaryota, Metazoa, Arthropoda, Insecta, Diptera, Culicidae.